CCAACAGAAACACACUAGAAAACGGAUAACAUAGGCGGUAGGUCAUCUGUCCUUACUGAACAAAUGUGAAAUUUGAAUCUGAAUCUGAGUAGUUAGUAACUGGAAAUUUUUUGCCUGAUACGUGGUGUUGGCUCUUUUUGUUGAUAAAUCCAAGGCAAGACUGGAUCUCCACAGAAAUAUAAUAUUACGGGAUUAAAACUGAAAACUAAAGACUGAGGUGGCUUUUACGAAUCGUUUUCGCCACAUGAGUUUUGCGUUCUUUUGGCGGGUUCAUCAAAAGUCUGUUGCGAACAUUCCGUGUAAAUUAGCACUUUGUCUUCCCAAAAUCACAUUACGUUUAAUAACUGGCGGUGUUCACUCUGCGGAAAUAAGAAAUAUGAAUGGAGUUACAGAUAUAGACUCAUUACGUGCUAAGGUUCGCGAUCAGGGUGAUAUAGUACGACGUCUGAAGGAAGAAAAAGCAUCUGACAGCGCCCUAAAGGAAGCUAUAUCUGCCUUAAAGGCUUACAAAAAAGCUUUGGAUGAUAAGGAAAUUGAGCUGUCUCCUAAAGAUCCUUCUUUUGAUCGUGGUAAACUAGAGGAUCUUUUGAAACAGAAGUUUUUCUAUGAUCAAUCUUUCUCUAUUUACGGAGGUAUUCAGGGUCUCUAUGAUUAUGGCCCGAUGGGUUGUGCUAUGAAAGCUAAUUUACUUUCUGCUUGGCGUCAAUUCUUUAUUUUGGAAGACCAUUUAUUAGAAGUCGACUGCUCUGUGCUUACACCUGAACCUGUUUUACAAGCAUCUGGACAUGUCGAUCGAUUCACAGAUCUAAUGGUCAAAGAUGUGAAAACUGGAGAUUGUUUCCGUGCUGAUCACUUAGUAAAGUCAGCACUCGAAGCCAAGAAAAGCAAUAAGAAAACCCCUGAAAAUGAAAAACAGGAAAUCGAUAAGAUGAUCUUACAGCUGGACAACUAUGGGGCAGAUGAGCUACACCAAAUUAUACGUCGUUUUGAUAUCAAAUCACCGACAACAAUGAACGACUUAACUGAACCAAAAGAAUUUAACUUGAUGUUUUCGACAAUGAUUGGUCCUACCGGCCAAUGUAAAGGUUAUCUUCGCCCGGAGACUGCCCAAGGGAUUUUCGUCAAUUUCCAGAGGCUCUUACACUUUAAUCAAGGUCGUCUUCCUUUUGGAGCUGCUCAAAUCGGUUCUGCAUUUCGUAAUGAAAUAAGCCCGCGUUCCGGUCUAAUUCGCGUCCGAGAGUUUACCAUGGCAGAAAUUGAAUAUUUUGUAGAUCCCAGUGACAAACGUCAUCCCAAGUUUGAGGACGUGAGAAAUACAGAAAUGAUACUUUAUUCGUCAUGUGAUCAGAUGAGUGGCGAAAGACCUCGAAAUGUUACUAUUGGUGAAGCGGUCGAUAAAGGUGUUGUGGCAAAUCAAACGUUGGGAUACUUCAUGGCGCGAAUACACUUGUUUUUAGUCCAUAUUGGUGUUGAUGCAAAACGACUACGAUUCCGACAGCAUUUAUCAAAUGAAAUGGCCCAUUAUGCCUGUGAUUGUUGGGAUGCUGAAUGUCAAACAAGUUACGGUUGGAUUGAAUGUGUUGGUUGUGCAGACAGAAGUUGUUAUGACUUAAAUCAACACAGUAAAGCCACUGGUACCCGUUUAGUCGCAGAGAAACCCUUAGAUGAACCUAAAACUGUACAAGUCUGUGAAUGUAUACCCAAUAAAGGUGAGUUAGGAAAAGUAUUUCGAGGAGAAGCGAAAACUAUCAUACAACAAUUGAGCUCACUUACUCUCGAUGAAUGUCAUUGUCUAAACAAUGAGUUGAAAAACACCGGAAAGAUUACUCUAACAGUUAAUGGAAAGCAAGUGGAUCUUAACAGUUCAAUGGUUCAGAUCAAUGAAUGUGAAAAUGUUGUACACGUCAGUGAAAUAGUACCUAAUGUAAUUGAGCCUUCAUUUGGCAUUGGUCGAAUUUUGUAUACUAUAUUUGAACACUCUUUCCGUGUACGUGAAGGUGAUGAACAACGCACAUAUUUAUCUGUAUCUCCAGUAUUAGCACCAUAUAAGUGCUCUUUACUGCCACUUUCAAAUCAUGCUGACUUUGCUCCAGUUGUUCGCAAGUUGUCCUCAGAACUGACCAAAUAUGCUGUUUCACAUCGAGUCGAUGAAAGUAGCGGGUCCAUUGGACGACGAUAUGCUCGUACAGAUCAAAUUGCUAUUCCAUACGGAAUUACUAUCGACUUCGACACCUUGAAUAAGUCACCUGCUUCAGCAACACUUCGUGAACGUGACAGCAUGAAACAAAUCAGAGUACCAUUGGAUGAACUGCCUUCUUUGAUGUUCGAUAUUGCCAGUGGCAAUAAGUCUUGGGACGAUGCACGAGCAAAGUAUCCAGCAUUUGAACAACAAGAAACGGCUCAAAAGAAGGAAACAGCAGAAUCUUCAUCAAAUGACCAUUCAUUAGAUUUGAUAACCGAACGUAUCGAUUUAGGUGAGAUAAGCAACUCAGUAAAAGAGCAAAAAAAUAUCACUAAAACACACCAACACACUACUCCUGUGCACGGAGAACAGACUGUUGAAUCUAAAGAAACUCAUGCUAGUCGAUUUGGGAAGAAAGCUCUUAAUUGGACAGACUGUGGUAAAACCAUUCGGAAACGUUAUAAAGAGCAAGAGGAACGAGAAAAAUCGCUCACUGGGCAAAACAUGUUGACACAUCCUAGCGUAUCAACUGAUCUCUUGCGGAACACAGAAACUGGGGGUAUUAUCUCGGGUUACGACGCUGAUCAUGAAGAUAAUACUUGUGGCUUCAAUAAAUCAUCUCGUAUUCACCCCCAAGAUUCUAGUGCUCAUUGCUCUGAUCUUUCCCAGUCGACGAACUGUCCGAAAUCUCCUAGUAAUGUGCCAUCUGUCAAAAAAUCAUUCGCCACCGAUAAAAAUCAUACAAAACUUGACAUUUCUUCUGAAUACCCGCCACUUUCAUCAAAUGGUAAGUCGAAAGAGAAACUCCCAUACCAUGGCGUUUUUGUUGGAGAUGGGUGGCCCAACGACAAAAAAGUAGAUCCAGAGCCGAAAACUAAUAAUCCUAACCCCUCUGUCUCAAAACACAAUUAUGCAGCAGACGAAUCUCAACUGUCUUCAAAUUUAGCGUCUCAUAAUACUCAGAAGUAUAAAAGUGAAAGUAUAUUCGACAAAAAUUGCUCGGAAUGGGUUUCUACUUUGGCCAAGCUAGAUCAACCACAGUUUGAAGUUGAAAUGAGUCAGUUUUUUUAUGGACACUCAACUAGAGUAAGAACAGAACACAUCACAACUAGUAAGUGCACUUCGAAAAGCAGUCAACCUGUUGUCUCUCAGUCUAAUAAAUUAUCUUACCAUGGACUUUUUGUGGGUGAAGGAUGGCCUAUUAUCGAACCCGAUAAGAAGGGAAAAUCCGAAACUAGAAAUAUUGAUUUGGAAGAAAUAUGGCAGAAUGAGAAGGAUAAUCUAACUAUCAAGAUAGCAGAAAAGGCGAACAAAUGUGAUUGGAAUUCAGUUGUCUCUCAGAUUCCAGAGAGUCUUAUAGAUUCAGAACAAAAUCAACUUAAUCAAAUCGAUCUGACUGACUUUAAUGCUUUCGGUACUCCUAAACAAGUUUCAGAUACUCAAUUGGUUUCAGUUCUACAGGACCUUGGACCCGAUCCACACGAUGAACUGCCAUCAAAUGACCAAGAAAAAACUAAAACCCCUAAUAUAUUAGAACAGUGUACUAAUUUGGGAACAGUGACAUUCAAGCAGUCUAACAAGACGGAAGAUCGAUAUAACGCUCACUUGUUAGUGGAACCUGUUUCUAAGGAGAACAUCCUAAACAAAAGUAAUAUGCAAAAUGAUGUUAAGGAUGAUUCGGAGUUAUUUUCCAGCAGUUCACCUACGAUUUUAAACCAUAUGAAAUCAGAUACAAAACAAACUAAAUUAGAGGCAAAAGCUACCGAACUAGAUUCAUGUGUGCACAAAGCUGACAAAUCCGAUGAGCCUAUCAUAAAUGAAGUCAGCCAGAAUAAACCGACCCCAGAAUGUCAGUCAUCAGCAAGUCUAGUGAACCCCGAAAUCCUCCAUGAUAAAAAUGAAUCUCCCAUUGUUAGUAAUGGCCCUAAACAAACAGAAAUCACUUCGCCUAAAGAUAAAGCAAAAAAGCAUAAGAACAGACAUAAGAAAAAGAAGAAAAUUGCUUAAACUCAUACAUACCACUCUAUAGUCUCAACCAACUUUAAUUUCAUUUUGUUCAUUUACAGUGUGAUUUUAUUUUAACUUUGAAAAUGUUUUACUUGCCUCUUAUUGCCUAAAAUAAUAAAAAUGAUGUAAUAAUCUACAAACAACGUAUACGCAAGUGUUUAGUGAUAUACCUUAUUACUGUGUGCUUUUAUUUAUCACAAAACUGUAUAAAAUGGAUAGAGAAGUCAAUCCAUUCUACUUUCUUACUUUCGCAUUGGCGAAUCUUGAUGAAUGUAGCCAGAAAUUGAUUUAAUAACCUACGGACGUUUUGGUACUUUAGAUAAAUCAACGUAUCUACCAGGUACUUGGGUAUGAGUCUUAUUUGAUACUUGAGGGCUGAUGAUACUACCCGGUCAGGCAGAACGGGGUUCAAACCAGGGACUUAGUGGUUAGGAUUUGAACCUCUUAACCAUUACGCCUCUGCUCGCAACGUUGCCACGUUAUGUCUAAAAAACCUCAUGGUAGUAUUUUACGGCUGUAAUAAUCUUACCGAAUUCGUCUGAAAACUAUAGUAAUACAAACCUUGAAAGCAGUGGAUCCAGGAACUAUAAAAUUUACUACUGAAAGUCUCAUUUAACGAGUUUGUAGUAGCUACGCAGUCCUGAAUGGAACGCGUUUACCUUGUGCUUUGUCCAUCCAGAAACACUAGCUCUGAAACAAGUGGACACUUAGUGCAUGAGUGUGUGAUUUCAAAACAGAUAGUGGUACUAAAAUGACUUGCAACUAGAAUGUGCUGCCGGGUUGAGUCAAUUAUGACCAUAUAAUAAUUAUCUAAAUUUUGCAUUGACAUUUGAUUUGUAGUGAUUAGACUUCAUUUAUUUUAACACACAGAUAUUGAUACAAGGAAGCACCAAAUACAUAUGCGCCACACAGAUCUCAUUUGAUAUGUGUGAGGGCUGUGAUACUGCCUGGGUACCCAAACCGAAGCAGGUAGAAUACUUACAAUGUAAUAUUUUAAGUUGACCUGAAAGGUAGAAACUGAUAACAGAAUAUUAUCGAUGCAUUGUAUUUACUCAUCUCGUUGACAACAUAUAAUUCAGAAUAAACAGAUCCCAGUAGUUUGAUGUGCCGUUACUCCUAUGAAUUUGGAGGCCGAAACAAUAGAGUGCAGGUUAAGCAAUAUCAAGGCUAAGAAGUAAAUUUUAGGUUUUCUGAUAUUCACAUAGCACUCAGAUAUAAAGUGUUCGAAUAACCAAACUAUGAUGUACAUUGCUUACGUACAUCGAUAACUAUGGAUAUGUUCCAUAUGUUUAGGCAGUAGUCAUGGCAUAUCAUGCGAAAUAAGAUUAGUAAGCUGCGACAAAACUAUAUGAUAAUACAAUGUAAAUACUUCGUUGGCAUGUUAGAGGUUAAGAAAUAAUAAAAGUUAUAUAUAUAUUCCUAGUAUUCCAUAACAUUUUUAUAUUCAGAAGCAACGACUAGGUGAUUCAGUGAACUACUACAGAAUCUAAUAAAUAAUGUUACUUGGGUUCAACCUAAUCGUCGUCGUUGUGAAGUUCGGUAGAUUCAAACUAUUUCAAGACUAAAUCAAGGCCUUAAUCUUACAUUGUCUUUCAAAAUACCGGGUUAUGAAUGCUAUCAAGUUUAAGGCACAAAUCUCUAAGUGUAUUCAUGAGACGACAGAGUUAAAGUCCAUUUUUACGUGCUUUGAAUGUAUGCGGUCUGUCAAGUACAUGUGAGUCAACAGACGCUUGACUGCAUACAAAUGUUUACUUGACUGUAAUAUAACUAAUCUGUACAUUAUCACACCAGACCGAAGGGUACAUUCGAAAUCACAGACCGUCACCUGGGACUGCGUGAUCACUCACAAAUACGUUAUUCUCAAACAUUCAAACAAAAUUCAGGCCCAUAUGCGUUUAGAAACCUAGCAAAAAUGACUCCCGGUAAUUUAUAUAAGCAAGAGUGCUGCUCCUAUACUCAAAUCAAGCCUGCACAGAAAUUAGUGGUAUUUCCUAAGGUUUUAGCAUCGAGAGCGGCCUAGUUAAACAGAUCUCUGAGUAGAAAUUAUUAAGACAUAUAUCAGAGAAACCCUUAUCAGACUGAACAAAUGAAAUCUU
Messenger RNA from Schistosoma haematobium, 6285 nucleotides. RefSeq lists its product as uncharacterized. Gene Ontology annotation, molecular function: ATP binding; glycine-tRNA ligase activity. The coding region runs from base 245 to 4189 and encodes 1314 amino acids. Gene Ontology annotation, cellular component: mitochondrion; cytoplasm. Lineage: Eukaryota; Metazoa; Platyhelminthes; Trematoda; Strigeidida; Schistosomatidae. The transcript has 15 exons. The record is from RefSeq and is a predicted model, not a curated record. Gene Ontology annotation, biological process: mitochondrial glycyl-tRNA aminoacylation.